CACCCUCAGAUGUAUUUCUGCCCCCCUUUGACAUCUAACCAACAGGACUGAAGCCAUAUUGGGUGGCACUGACACCCCCUCCCCUAGAUACACGUACGUCCACUCUCUGAAACUGGAGAUGAGACAGGCCCUAGCAAAACCUGACAGAGAGUUAGCGAGGGGAAAUGCAAAACAACGAAAGACUAAGCCAGGCAGCAAGAUAGUUUAGAGAGACAGAGAAGAGGUGACAGAAAAAGAGACCUAAAGACUGAAAAUGGAAUGAGACACCUUACCCAAUAUUAGGUCUUUAUUUCUUACAUGCGUAACUGUUGGCUGUACUUGAUAUAAACAUGGCAAAUAGAGCACAUAGUGACUCGGUAGUAGACAGAAGAUAAUAAUCUGGCAAGGCAGCUAAAGCAAGCAUAUGGUUUAUAAGAAUUAUUUUUGGAGACUGAACAUCAGCACGAUAUCAACAGCCGUGGUCGCUUCAAAGAUGAGCACUGACAGCUAUUGAGAAUAAUGGAACGCUGAGGCACAGCCAUGCUGUGUAUGGGCGAGAGGUACCCAUCAGAAUUUGGUGACCGCACAGAUGUGGAGCCAGACUUGCUCAAUUUCAAGAAGGGAUGGAUGUCCCUGCUUGAUGCCAAUGGAGAGUGGAAGAAGCACUGGUUUGUCCUGACCGAUUCCAGCCUCAAAUAUUACAGAGAUUCCAAUGCAGAGGAGGCAGAUGAGCUGGAUGGGGAGAUCGAUCUCCGGACUUGCACCAACGUGCCUGAAUUUGCUGUACAGAGAAAUUAUGGCUUUCAGAUUCACACACACGAAGGUGUGUUCACACUUUCUGCUAUGACUUCUGGGAUACGCAGGAACUGGAUUGAGGCGCUGAGAAAAAAUGUGCACCCUGUCAGCAUCCCUGAUGUAACCAAAUUGUCUGAGAGUAACAAGGAGAAUACCUUUGUUCCUCAACGCAACACAACUAGUCGGCCUGAAGAGUUACGUUUGGGAUCUGAGGCCAAGCAUCGGAAAGUUGAAUUCACCGGCACCCGACACAGUUCAUUCGAUUAUGUCGAACUUUCCCCUCUUUCUCCAGGGGAGGAGCGGGAUCAGAGGUUAACAGAACGUAGACGCUGGUCCGAAGCACCGCCUAUGGGAGAGGCACAUACAUCCCGUCGCGUUGCUCCACUGCUUACGGAGGAGCAUAAGAAGAGAGCUAAUGAGGAAAUAGAAGCAAAGUGGAAAGAGCUAGAACGGUUUCCCCUUAGGGAUUCAAAACAGACAUCCCUGACUUGUCUUUUAGGAGGAGGCAGAAACAAACUAGGCCACAACACAGGAGCACUAGAAAAAGAGAUUCAAAGCCUAAAGAUACAGCUGGAAAAUGCUAAAAAAGAGCUACAGUCUCAGAAAUCAAGAAGGGAGAGUGCUGUACCUACUGGCUAUAUUUCACAGGAGGCCUGUGAACUAAGUCUUUCUCAGAUGGAGGCUUCUCACCAACAGCUGAUGUCUGAGUUUCAGAGACACCAUGAAUGGGAGUUAAAGAGACUACGGCAGGAGAAAGAGCAGCUGCUUGCAGAAGAGACAGCUGCCACAGCAUCUGUGAUCGAAUCUAUUCGUAAUGCACAUAAAGAGGAGCUGCAGAGAGAGGUGGAGAAAGCCCGGUCAUUCCAGCAUGGAGGUUCUGCAUCACAAGAUUUGCUUCGCCGACAAAACCAGUCUGAAAUGGAAUCUUUAAGGCGGGAAUUGCAGGCUAUAUCUGAGCGUUACUCCCAGAAAUGCCUACAGAUUGGUGCACUGAACCAAACUGGAGAGGACAGGGAGAAAGAACUACAAAGAUGUCAGACAGAGGGACAGGAACUGCUGAGACAGAAUCAGGAACUGAACAAACGUCUGUCAGAGGAAAUCGGGAAGCUGCGAUCAUUAACUGCAGGCAAUGGCCCUGGUGAUGUAACUCGGCAAGGAGAAAAAAACAGCACAGAGCUUGAGGUGUUACUUCGUGUGAAAGAAAAUGAACUCCACUGUUUGCGUAAGGAAAUUUCCUGCCUGCGUGAAGAUCUUGAGAAUAUGCAGAAGGAUAAGCGUUAUGCCUCAGAGAAAUACAAGGAUAUUUACAUGGAACUCGGCAAUAUUAAGAGUCGCUCAGAGCGUGAGAUCGACCAGCUAAAGGAACACUUGCGGUUGGCAAUGGCAGCGCUGCGUGAAGAGGCCACACUGCGGAAUAGUGUAGGAGAAUGAGUAGUUCUCUGUUCCAACAAGAUGGAGAUGGAUCCUAUCCACACAUAAGAACACUGUGACAUCAAGACUCCACCUCUUGCUCCACAGACCUGCUUCCUUUAUAUGUGAAUCACAGAUUUUAUACAGUUCGUAUUUUUUAUUAUUAAUGGGGUAUUUCUUUUCUGUGUGCGUAUCUCACAGCCGACUCAACGUCACAAGGUCACAUAGCCUGGAAGAGUUUCCAUUUGUGCAGAGGCCUGCUGGUAAAUCACCGCAUUAUCUGUUACAGAUGUUUAAUUGUAAAUGAUUGUAUUUAAACUUCAGUUGUGGAUGUGAGGGGAGCAGUGGUAAACACUGGAGUGGCUUAUGCAUUGUGUUAAUGGCACUGGAUGAGGUUGGGAUGUUGUAAGAGUGCUGGGUGUGGUAGGGGAGCAGUGGGUGCUAUGGGCAGCAAGAACAACUGCAGGGUGGGAAGAAUGAAAAACACCGGGCCUUCAAUUUUGAUGCUUUGCUAUCCUAUAUAACAUACCCUGUGAACAGCUGAGCAUUUUAGAAGAUUAGUAUUGCCUAUCUAAGAUACCCGGCCAUUGCUGCUGUUACUGUAUUGUUUUCACGGAAGCUUUUUAUUUGCAGUCAGGUCAUUAUGGUAUAGCUGGAAAGGAUACGGCUUUUGGUGCUAAAUCACACUGUCCGAACAGAAGUGUGGACAGUAGGCUACGGCUUGAAGAUACUGUGCAUUUAAGUGAAUCAGAAAGGCUCUGAAUUUGUACAGCCCCACCAGAUGUACCACAUACCUCUUCAUAAUCUCUUCUGGCUUCCACAUUCUGCUCACCCACUGUAAAUGUGCGUAUGUCUGCAUAAGUUGACCUUAAAGCGUCAUAUUUUUAUGGAGUAAAAAAAAAAUAGUCCAAUCAUGUCAAGCAGCCAAGGUAUCAUUUUUAUUGUCUUUCUAAUUUUGUAUUUUUAACAUCCCACGUCCUCCAAGUUUGCACUGAAUUGCUUAGCGCAGCGAAUCAUAAAACAGUACUUCAUGAACAAACAGACCUGCACUUAAAUACACCUUAUUUAUUAGCAGGGUGUAUCUUCCAUUUAUUUCCCCUUUAAUAAGAAACUGUCAGUGCUGGUAAAGUCCCUGUUCAGCCAGGAAGGAUUAGACCAAGAGAUGGAGCUGCAGUGAUGACAAUCAGCCAUGUUAUAAACUGAGCCUGGUGUCUGUGCUGCUGCCGAGGCCCAGAGGAGCGUUUCACAUAGUCCUUCAGCCUUCUGAAUCCAAGAAUGCAAUAGACUAAGGGGGUUAUUUACUAAACUCUGAAUGCAAAAAUCACGAAAAAAUAGUGAUUUUUUUUUUUAAAUAAAAGCGAACUUUCAAAAAAUAACACAUUUUUCGGAAUUUAUUAAACCCAGAGGAUCCGAUUCCGAAUCUGAAAAUCCGGCAUUUCAGACCUGUCGAGGUUGAAUAUAAGUCAAUGAGAGAAGUUCCAAUUAUUUUAUUUUUUUUCAUGUGCACUGGGUUUCGUGCAAUACUCCGGAGUUUUCUGCUGAAAAUUCCGAAAAAAUCAUGAAAAUCGGAUGGAAAAAAUCUUGAAAAUCUGAUUUUUUUUUUUUCCCCCUGCAAUGCAAAUUUUGAGGCUAAAUCUAAUAAUAGAUAAGCGUAAAAAACCCGAGCAGAUUUGAUCUGAGUUUAUAGUUGAAAAUAUUGAGAUAAAUUCGAACUUUGAUAAAUAACCCCCUAAAAGUGUAGUGCAACACCCUUGUGAUUGAAGGCUAAAGCUGCAGGUUUUGUAUUUAAAUGGUUCUGCUCAACUGACUAAAACAGAAAGGAACAGGGAAGAAACUUCCAAAUGUUUCUUUUUAUAUUUGCAUUUACACAUACAAAGUUAGGCCUAUCUUUUUGUUUUGCCAUGACUAAGGCUUCCAGGGAUGCAGGAGCUAUUGUGAGUUGCCAGCUAAAAUCCCUAUGGGUAUGGGCAUAUAAGCAGAGAAGGAGUGUUCUUUAUUCUCUUACUUGUGGAAGG
Molecule: messenger RNA, 4199 nt
Organism: Xenopus laevis (African clawed frog)
Lineage: Eukaryota; Metazoa; Chordata; Amphibia; Anura; Pipidae
Gene: triobp.S
Product: TRIO and F-actin binding protein S homeolog
Exons: 14
Coding region: 520-2205 (561 amino acids)
Biological process (GO): positive regulation of substrate adhesion-dependent cell spreading
Cellular component (GO): actin cytoskeleton; cytoskeleton
Molecular function (GO): actin filament binding
Source: RefSeq, a predicted model, not a curated record